This is a messenger RNA of Suillus subalutaceus, 597 nucleotides long. RefSeq lists its product as uncharacterized. The transcript is spliced from 5 exons. NCBI's taxonomy places the organism in Eukaryota, Fungi, Basidiomycota, Agaricomycetes, Boletales, Suillaceae. The record is from RefSeq and is a predicted model, not a curated record. Bases 1 to 597 code for a protein of 198 amino acids.
AUGAACAAAUUGAAUGAAAAGAAAAUGGAAGACAAAUUUUUUUUUCUGCCAGAAAAGAUAGAUCCCACACCCAGUGCCACCCUAACCCUAGCAAAAGACUUCCGCAAACGGAUUAUUGCAGCCAUCACAGAUGGCGACAAUGUGCAAGAAGUCGAAGAAUUCUUCAAUGUGUCAAAGGACGAUUAUCAUUAUGUUUUAGAUGCAAUCGAUGAUGAGAAAAUGACGCGCAAACUAGCAUAUGCUUCAGAACUGAAACUUCUGACUGUCACCCUGCCUAAUCGACUACAUCAAUCAUACCCGGCCCCAAUGAGUGCCACACUACUUGGCGCCGUGGGGUCAAUAGGUGUUCCCUACCACUUCGGACAGAUCCGUAUGCAAAACGACGUCGCGAUACUGAGUGCCAUCGGCAAGAAACUCGGAAUACCAGAUAUGUUGAUGGAAUACAAGGACCCGAGUGGAGAUUGUAUCCCACUGUGGGCUGCUGAGAUCAGCGUAUCACAGACGAAGAAAUCCACCAGGGGCCAACUCAGAGAUUACAUGAAGAGUCACAAGGAUCUCCUCACUAUCUCUUUGGUUGAUGUGAACCGACGCCACUAA